This is a messenger RNA of Penicillium chermesinum, 699 nucleotides long. Its product is annotated as MMtag domain-containing protein. The transcript has 3 exons. NCBI's taxonomy places the organism in Eukaryota, Fungi, Ascomycota, Eurotiomycetes, Eurotiales, Aspergillaceae. The record is from RefSeq and is a predicted model, not a curated record. The coding region runs from base 1 to 699 and encodes 232 amino acids.
AUGGAUCUUAUUGCAGGCGUUCGAAAGGAGGGUAGCCGUGGCGGUCGCAGCGAGUUCAAAUGGUCUGACGUUCAGAACUCAACCCACCGGGAGAACUACCUAGGACAUUCGUUGAUGGCCCCGGUGGGAAGAUGGCAGCAAGGACGAGACCUCAGUUGGUACGCAAAAGGUAAUGUCGAGGAAGAAGCAGAGCGCUUGCGCAAAGAGCAGGAAGAACGUCAACGAGUGAAGGAUGCCGAAGAGGAAGCAAUGGCUCGCGCACUCGGGCUGCCAAUACCGGAGAAAGCUUCAAACAACGCCAAUCUAGUGCCACUGGGGGAAAAAGAGGCCGGCCAAGCAGGAACAGAGGUGACGGUCGCAGUCGAAGCCCACGACGUGAGCGGCGAAGGGAUCACAGUGAUGAUCGAGGACGUGACCGGGAAAGACCACAUCGCCGACGGCAUGAAGAAGAAGACCGACGCCGAGAUCAUCACCAUCACCACAGCCAUCGUCAUCGCCAUCGCUCCCGUUCGCGCUCCCGCUCUCAUGACAGGGAGCACCGACGAAGACGGCAUCAUUCACGAUCGCGAACUCCACGUGUUCGGAACGAUGAUGGGGGGCUACAGGCCAAGAAGGACAGAGCGUAGCUAUUCUCCAAGAGAGCGCAGACAGAGCCCAGAGCGUCAAAGGGGCCGGGAUGACCGCGAUCGUCGACAUUGA